CCUUUUUGUAGGAAAGUUUGGUAUUUUCUUUAUUAUUUAUUUAUUUUUUUAAGCUCAAAAGAUCUGUUCGUUGGAGUAUUUCAGUUUGCAUUUGUAUUUCUUUAAUUUUCUGGAGAAAAUCUACAGACAGAGAUUUUUGUGCAAAAUGUUGGGUGUUGGAACAUCUACUGCCACUGUUCCUGCGAACAAUUGUAGCAAUUCUUGGAAUGAUAGGAUCAGAGAGCUUCAGGUAUCCAAAUUUGGGAAUUUCCCCAAGAAUUUCUGGGUGAGGAAUGAAUGUUAUUCAAGGAGUAAGAGUUUAGCAUUAGCAAAAAAAUUUGAGUUCAAUUGCUCGGCAAAGAGACAAACAGAUGUGAGCACUUCAGCUUUGGUUGAUGAUGUAGCAGAGUGCCUAAAUGAAAUUGAGCUUAGGGAGCCUAGCAUUUCUACAAUGCUGAUGAACUUUGAGAGCAAGUUUGAUCCUUAUGGUGCAAUGAGUACGCCGCUUUACCAAACGGCUACGUUUAAGCAGGCAAUGCUAAAAAUUUUUUACCCAUUUCAUGUUCCUAAUGAUCAAGAAAAACAAAUUUUACCCCAUGAAUGCAUGAUUGGGCUAGGACUGAAAAACAUUUCAAAGGGAUGUUUUCUAUUUAUCAUGAUUAAUUUCGUAAGAAAAUAAUUCAAAUGAAUUCUAAAGCUGGUUUUCGUUGAGUUUGUAUUUGACAUUGGUUUUCAGACAUCAGCAUCAGAAUAUGGCCCAUAUGAUUACACCAGACAUGGAAAUCCCACAAGAGAUGCUUUAGAAAGCCUCAUGGCAAAGCUAGAUAAAGCAGAUCGAGCAUUGUGCUUCACAAGUGGAAUGGCUGCUUUGGCUGCUGUCACUCAUCUUGUUGGAACUGGUGAGGAAAUUAUUGCUGGAGAUGAUCUCUAUGGUGGUUCUGAUAGGCUGCUGUCACAAAUAACUCCAAAAUCUGGAAUUGUGGUCAAACGGGUAAAUACAAGUAUGCUAGGCGAUGUUGCAAAUGCGAUUGGCCCCUGGACAAAGCUCGUGUGGCUAGAGAGCCCAACCAACCCCCGUCAGCAAAUCUCUGAUAUUCGGAGAAUUGCAACAAUGGCUCACACUCAUGGUGCUCUUGUCCUGGUAGAUAAUAGUAUUAUGUCUUCUGUAUUGUCACAGCCAUUGGAACUUGGGGCAGACUUAGUGAUGAACUCUGCUACUAAAUUUAUAUCCGGCCAUAGCGAUGUCAUGGCAGGCGUGCUUUCAAUAAAAGGAGAAAGCUUGGCAAGAGAUUUGCAUUUGCUUCAGAGUUCAGAAGGCUCUGGUUUAGCACCAUUUGACUGUUGGAUUUGUUUACGUGGUAUCAAGACUAUGGCCUUACGUGUUGAAAAACAACAGGACAAUGCACAGAAGAUUGCCGAGUUCCUUGCAUCACAUCCACGAGUAAAGAAAGUUAACUAUGCUGGUCUCACUAGUCAUCCUGGACAUCAUUUGCACUAUACUCAGGCAAAAGGAGCAGGCUCUGUGCUUAGCUUCACAACAGGAUCACUGGCUCUCUCAAAGCACAUUGUUGAGACCACCAAGUACUUCAGCAUAACUGUCAGCUUUGGGAGUGUUAAGUCUCUUAUAAGCAUGCCUAGCUUUAUGUCCCAUGCAAGUAUACCAGCGACAGUGCGAGAGGCUAGAGGUCUCACUGAAGAUCUUGUUCGUAUCUCUGUGGGGAUAGAGGAUGUGAAUGAUCUCAUUUCUGAUUUAGACCAAGCACUAAGAACUGGGCCAUUGUAGGCACUUGAGUCCAGUGAAUCCGAAAUUGUUAUUUUUCUAAAUUCAAUAAGCAUAAGGCAAGUGAUUGUUUCACAUUUACUGAAUUUUUAGAUUGCAACAGUGCUGAACCUUUUGC
Molecule: messenger RNA, 1877 nt
Organism: Manihot esculenta (cassava)
Lineage: Eukaryota; Viridiplantae; Streptophyta; Magnoliopsida; Malpighiales; Euphorbiaceae
Product: cystathionine beta-lyase, chloroplastic
Exons: 12
Coding region: 791-1762 (323 amino acids)
Biological process (GO): 'de novo' L-methionine biosynthetic process; transsulfuration
Cellular component (GO): cytoplasm
Molecular function (GO): pyridoxal phosphate binding
Source: RefSeq, a predicted model, not a curated record